This is a messenger RNA of Anopheles bellator, 2492 nucleotides long. RefSeq names its product synaptotagmin-5. Gene Ontology annotation, molecular function: syntaxin binding; calcium-dependent phospholipid binding; phosphatidylserine binding. Lineage: Eukaryota; Metazoa; Arthropoda; Insecta; Diptera; Culicidae. The record is from RefSeq and is a predicted model, not a curated record. The coding region runs from base 189 to 1661 and encodes 490 amino acids. The transcript has 7 exons. Gene Ontology annotation, biological process: regulation of dopamine secretion; regulation of calcium ion-dependent exocytosis; cellular response to calcium ion.
GAGCCUGUUCGGCCGUAAUUGCGACGGAAGCGCAGAGAGCGAGCAUCGCUAUGAAGCGUGAAAUAUAGGGAUAGCAUUGUGACGGCACCGACGAAAGCACCGACGCUUUCCAUCCAUCCAGAGAUUCGUUAGUUACACUCACUCUCGUAGAUAGUAGAAAAACCACACACAAAAUUACAUAACUAAGGAUGAAGUCGGUACUGAGCUGGUUCGGCCAACCGGAGACCUUUAACCCCGCCCAGGUGGCUAUCUAUGGAUCCAUAUCCUUUCUGAUUGUUUCGCUGCUGGGUCUGCUGAUCUACAUCACCUGCUCCAAACGCUACCGCCUCAAUUGGUACGAGAAGAACCUUCUCGAAUCAGCCAACGAACGUGAGGCCGCCCUGCAGCGCAGCCACGGAGGACCAAUAACUUGCCCGAUUGCGUACAACGUUGACGCGGUCGCCGGAACCUCACGGUAUCUCAAUCGGCCCCACGGGAGUCCGCAGGCGAAGGCGGAAAAUCCACCGUUCUGGGCGUCGCAGGGCCUGUACCGGAAGAGCGACAGUCGGGGCCAGUUGAUUGACACGUCGGAUGAGGAGACAACCGGCGACAGUGGAGACUCGGCGUGCAGCAGCAGUAGGUCAGUUAUAGCGGCACCCAGCGGCGCUGUCGCCAUCGCCAGCACUAGCCGGCACGUAGUGCUCGUAUCAUCCAGUCCGGCCAAGCCUACAACCUCGAUGGUGGCUCCGAAAGGGCAAGGCAGCGGAUCCGAUAUGGUGGACUCCGCCAGCACUUGCAGCACGCUCAGUCGGGGCGACUUGGGUGGUGAGGACGCCCGCGGUGCCAUUCGCCUGACGUUGAGCUACGAUCCAGGCGCCGGCAUCCUGAACGUGAGGCUCGCAGAGGCCCAGGAUUUGCAGCCACAGGACUUCAGCGGAACGGCGGAUCCGUACGCCAAGAUACGACUGCUGCCGGAUCGAAACAAUAUGUGGCAAACGAGAAUUCAUAAAAAGACACUUAACCCGGUAUUUGACGAAGAUUUUGUGUUUGAGGUGCGCUCGGCAACCAUCGGCAGACGCACGCUGGAAAUUUUGCUGUUCGACUUCGAUGCCUACUCGCGGCAUGUCUGCAUCGGCGGUGUUCAAUUUCCUCUGGGCCAAGUAUGUCUGACGGAGAAGAUAGACGUUUGGCGACCGCUGCUACCCUACACCGAGCAGGAUAACAAGCAAGAUCUGGGCGAUCUGAUGGUGUCACUGUCGUACCAGCCGCCAUGCGAGAAGCUAACGGUCGUCAUCAUUAAAGCCCGUAACCUACGUGUGGUGGACGGGACGCGAAAUUCGUCCGAUCCGUACGUAAAAGUAUGCCUCUACAAUGCCGACGGGAGGCGCAUCAAGAAACGCAAGACCACCGUGGCCCGCAACACGACCGCUCCUGUCUACAAUGAGGCCCUCUCGUUCGACAUUAGCCGUGAAACGUUGAAAGACUGCUCGAUUGAGUUUCAGGUUCUGCACGAUAAUCUGCUGGGCCGGAACGAAACCAUUGGCCGAGCGAUGGUCGGUGCCGGACCGGAGUUUCGGGAGGAGAACCGGAAGUUCUUCGAUGAACUAUUUCGAACGCGCGCCGCCACGGCGCAGUGGAUUGCGUUGUCCGAGCUGAAGCUGAAAUCGGAUACGACCAAGUAAUAACCGAUGCUCAAAUAGUCACGUGCACAUUGAAGAAGUUUACAGCAACCACGCCAGACCCUAGCCGAACAUAUUCUGUAAGUCUACUUCUUCGUGUAUUUCAUUAUCCUUAUUUUUGCGCAAGUAACGUAAGCAAACUUAAGCAAAUAUCAUAUUACAUUAUAAGUCAAAAGAGAUGAAAAAGAAAGAUGAAAACGAAAUGCGGUUCCUGGUGGGAGAUUUUACUAUUUUGACAGCACAAUCACUAUUCCAAACGAAAAAUCGUGCACGUAAAACAAAUGUUUCUUAUACAACAAACCAUAUAUUUUAAUCAAUGUGACGUAGCUUAUGUAACGUGUUGAACUUCGAGGCAAACAAUUCGUUCGCUGAUUUACAAUUCGUUCGUUGAUUAAGAUAAUAAUUCAAAAAGUUGGUUCAACACUGAAGUAAUAGUGAACUGAAUUUGCAACGUCCAGCGAGUUUACAUUUUACAUAUUACAAGUACCUUAGGUUUCCUUUGUAUAGUGUUAUCCCACCAGACAGGGAGAGGGAAAGCUCCAGUCUUACCAUGUUAAUAGGCUGUAUCUACAAAGAUUUAUGAACCCCAAUUAUAUCCUAAGCAUGGCCUGGCCAGUUAGUGUCAGAUGCUACUUUUACGCCUUCUGAAGGACAAAAUAUAUCAGAUAUACAUCAGAUUUAUAUGUAACACUGUAAAGCGGACUAUCAAAAGGAGGAAGAAACGAUAAUCAUCAAAAGUAAGGCAGGAACCAUAAUGUAUAAGUAUUUAUACAACAACCAAAGAGAGAUAUGUAUUUAAUAGAUGUUAUCAAAUUCAGAAUAAAUAUUGUGUAC